Didymosphaeria variabile is the source of this 996-nucleotide messenger RNA. RefSeq lists its product as uncharacterized. The transcript has a single exon. The coding region runs from base 1 to 996 and encodes 331 amino acids. The record is from RefSeq and is a predicted model, not a curated record. NCBI's taxonomy places the organism in Eukaryota, Fungi, Ascomycota, Dothideomycetes, Pleosporales, Didymosphaeriaceae.
AUGCGCGCCUUCGAAUACUUCCUAGCCGCUACCUUCUCAGGCAUCUCACUAGCGGCCAACGUCCGAAUAGUACAACAAUUUCCCAAUCCCACCUGGGUAGAGAAUGUUGCCUCUACCCGUAACGGAUCCCUUCUCGCUGGAAUCCUCGGUCAGACUCCAGCACAACUCCACAUCAUCAACCCAUUCUCCAACGCCACGCAAGACACCCUGCUACACACCUUCGCCUACUCCAACUCCAUCUUCGGCAUCACCGAAUACGAAACCGACGUCUUCGCCGUCGCCGCUGGCAACUUCAGCUCCGCAACUGCCAACGGCACCGGCGAUGCGAACAUCUGGAGUGUAGACCUGCGAUGCGGGACCACCAAAGACAGCGUCGAGGUCAGGAAACUUGCGUAUCUACAGGAUGCGCAGAUCAAUGGAAUUGCGGCAUUGAACAGCGAUACGCUUUUGUUCACCGACAGCUGGGCUGGUAAUAUACGCAAGGUGGAUGUUAGGACUGGCAAGUACGAAGUCGUUCUGCAGGAUGCAUCGACUGCGAACAAUCUGUCUACGCCUUUGCCUCUGGGUGCAAACGGCCUCAAGAUCCUCCGUCCGAAUUCUGUUCCUUCCGGAAAUGCUAGUCCUACGCUCUACUUCUCCAAUUUGCAGCUAGGCUCUCUGCACAAGGUGUCGGUUGACCAGCAUACAGGUCGUCCAAAUGGACAGGUCGUCACGCUAGCUGGGAAUGUUGGUGUCAUUGAUGACCUCGCAGUCACGGAUGAUGGGACAGUCUUUCUGGCGAGAGAUGCUGCCAAUGAUGUUGUUAGGAUCAGUGAUGACGGCGAGGUGGUCACCCUCGGAGGGGAAAAUUCAACGAUCUUGGGCCCCACCGCAGUGGUACUUGGAAGAACGUACAAGGAUAGAGGGGUUCUAUAUGUGAGCGCUAUGGGUGGACAGCAGGCUGACGGGACUUAUUUGGAAGGUGGGAAGGUAGUGGCUGUUGAUUUGACAGCGUGA